GGUCCUCUAAUCCUGGAUUUGAGAAUUAUCAAAGUGUUGUUCCGGGUGCAAAAGCUACUACGAAUCCUUCUUAACCAAGAUAUCAAUGAAUGGCUUCGUGAUAGCGUCGCUGAUAACUACAACCUAACGAUAUCUUUACCUAAUAUUGCGAAAUAUUCGCCACCUGUGCCGGGUCAACAUACCACAUCGUUUCCAGAGCCCUCAUUCAUCAUAACUGAGUCCGUGAUCUGGUUUCACAACCAACAAUGUCGUUACAAACCUAUGUUCUCGAAAAUGACGAAUGGGUGGCACGUACCAUCUCUGCCGACGAGCUUAUGAGAGACAACAGCACUCCUCACCGUAAGACGGGAAGACAGUCUUUCUCAAAGCCGCCUACCUGUGGCCUACUCACAAGAACAGUUGUUGAGAGUCCUGUUAUAAGAUGGGUGCUACCCGUGCAGCUUCGGUCAGCCCGGUAUAAUGACGUCGCAUUAAUUGGUGAUAAUUGCGUUCAGAUAUGUGAGCUUGGUCGUGAUAGGCAGCUCCAUGACGUCGUCAGAAAGAAAGAUUUCGGCUCCAGGAUACGAAAUGCCGUGGUCAUGGGCUCGCCUCAGUAUUCCCGCAAAGCGAGCGAGAGCAACGAGGAUACGACGCAUGUUAAAGCUGAGGACGGUGAUUCGGGAAUGGUCGACAUGGGAACCACGCUGCCCGGCUUCCGAGAUGUGAAUUCCAAGCUUCCUCCUCAAAUAUUAGUCUUGGUGCUCGAACGGGGCGACUUGGUAUUUCUGUUCUUGCAGCAGGGGCCUGCUAAUAGUUGGGUCUUCUUUACAUCCACCCAUAAGAUUCCUGCACAGCGCCUCAUUUGCCCCGGAUUCCACAUGGCUAUUGAUCCUUCCUCAAACUUUCUAGUAGUUGCAUGUUCCGACAGCCUCUUCAUCAUGUUUCAACUUCACUCGAUGGAAGACCUACAGGCCCAAUACUUCCUAAAGAAACCUUUUCAGCCCAUAAAAAAUAGGGCAGCUCGGUCGGUCAGGGGCAUCAUCCACAAGAUUGAAUUCCUUCAUCCAACACAUGGGAAUGAAAUACAAGUGAUCAUGAUGGUUAUUUUGGUCCAGCCUGAUAUUUCAAGGCUAGCAAUAUACGAAUGGGAUAGUAGGCUCGAUAUUCCAGAGACCUUCAUGGAUGAGCAGUUUGGUUAUCGUCUUGACAAUGAUUAUCGCAUGCCUCUGUUGGUUGUACCUCUGAAAGUGCGCAAUGCGUUUUUGGUCAUCACGGAGCGGAUUACAGCAACUUGUUCAAAUAUACUGGGAGGAUCCCCUGUAUUUGUCCAAUUUGAACUAGUAAAUCGGGAGGAUACUUCAUUACACCACGGUACUCGCGAACCGCUAUGGACAGCAUGGACUAGACCUAUACGCCAUCCACCGUACCACGAUAGUAAGGAUGUCAUCUACUUGGCGAGAGAAGACGGCUUCAUCAAUUUUCUGGAAUGCGGCGACGAGUUCGAAAUCGAAACCAGUGUUAGCAUGGGGUCUGUGGACUGCAACAUUGACACAGCAUUUGCCUCUCUCUUCCAUCCCUUCGGAGAUAUUCUAGUUACUGGUGGGGACUCUGGCCCUGGUGCAGUUUGGAAUGUUCAAGCGAGACAGUCCCCGCAGAGAAUUGGCUCGAUUCCGAAUUGGUCUCCUAUAGUGGACUUUGCUAUGACGAACUCAGCAAGAGGGGCUAUUGAAGAGAGUAAUGAAGACCCCAAUGCCUCAUCCCUAGCGAGUAAUGGGAAUAUAGUUCCAUUGCAGCAAGAAAAGAUUUUUGCUUGCAGCGGCAGAGGCAUGAGCGGUGCCAUUACGGAAUUUCGAUACGGAGUUCAGGCCAGAAUUGGUUUAGACCUUACGUACUCCUCCAACAUUAGGCAGUGCUGGGCUAUCUCUGACUUUGACGGUGUUGCAGAAGAUGGUUUCUUUCUUAUUCUGGCCCUUCCUAAUGAGUCAGCCGUUCUGCACUUGACUCGGGAUCUCGCCGAGGCAUCGGAGAAAGAUCACGAGGCCAUCCCAUACGACCUAUCUUCAACAACAUUAACUGUCCGUGAAGCUGAUGGUGGAGUGGUGCAAAUUACAACAAACUAUAUCACGAUUGCUACCCCAACAGGCUGUUCCCAGAGUUUAAUAAGUGAUGUAAUACGAGACCAUACUGCUAUCGUUUCGUAUGCAGCCGUUAGAUCCAACGUGGUCGCCUUGGCAGUUUACUCUGGAUCAAAGUUCAGUAUCGUCCUGCUUAGCAUUGUCGGUCUCGAAGUGUCCUUACGGAAAGUGCUUGAUAUCGAAGGCGAAGUUACUUGCCUUGCGGUAGAGGACUUUGGAGAUAGUCUUGUGGUCUUAGCCGGUCUUCGGCAAGGAGGGGAUUCAAUUAUUGCAAUAUAUCCGACUGAAAUAGACAGGCAAGCUUCGGUAGCCCCAAUCCUACUGAAAUUAUGUCCUACUACAACAAACCUAGGUCCCAGUGCCAACACGACGAACACCAUAGGGAAUAAUGCGUUCGGAGCCUUGACAAGUAUAGUUAGUCUUGGCGAACGCUCUGGAAAAGCCGUUGUUGUAAUUGGAACAAGAGAUGGAGACGUGCUUACUAUCCAACUUGAUCAGUCACAACCAGAAAACUAUGAGAUUUAUCGGGACAGACUUGGCGUGGCACCUUCUCACGUUUAUUCCGGUAGCAUUGUUGGAGAUGCUAACUCGGUCUUGGUGUGCACCGAUGCUGAUCUCGCAAUAAUGACGAGCUUUGUAACAGGCCGCCAAGGGGGUCAUUUUGAGGAGAUAAACCGCGUUUGGCCAACUGACGGAGAUAGGCCUUCUAUGUCUUCUCCGCCGAUCAACUCUGUAGCAUCGUUGUUUGAGCAACUCCCGGAAUAUGGAAGAUCGACAAUGGUGAUGAUUGCUGGCUCACGGAUAAUGGUCACCGAAUUCCAAUCUCGCCCAAAAUUGGUCCCACGAUACUUCUCCGUCCACGGGACGCCGAUCAAAGUUCUCUAUUAUAAAAGACUAGAGGCUCUUGUUACUGUCGUUUCGAAAGAUGGGAUACCUUCGUUACAUUUCCUUGAUCCCGCGACAGGGUAUGAUUUAUCACGACCUUUUGAAAGAGAAAAGUUGAACGAGGGCUAUAAUUACUACGGAGCGGAUUACAUCACGGGCCUUGGGAAUCCGGAAACUAGAGCGACGUCUCUUACAACGUGGUCUUACAGAGCUGGAAAUAUUCACGGAGAUUGGAUCGUUCUUGCUAUGCACAGGAGAGAUAACGAGGGUCUCCUACUAAUCAUCUCGGCCGACCUUGAGGAUGUUUCGAGUCGACCCGAUACGCCGCGUCGAAUACGUUUCUGGACUAAAUUCGAUCGGAAGAUACGGGACGGGCCCAUAUGGUCAGUUGCCACAGACGAGCAUGGUGUAUUUUUAUGCGUCGGAAACUGCAUCCAGUAUCACAUAAUCGAACAAAACAAGUUCAAAGUUGUAAAACAACACGAACUGCCAUCCCCAGCCUCAUGGAUGCAGGUAGUGAAUGGGCGACUACAUGCACUUACCAAAAAACACUCGCUUGUAAUCCUUGACUAUCAAAGCGAGCCACUUGGUGACAGUGGUCAGAUGAUUCGACUACACACAGACGACACCUGCCGGAGUGGGCUGCAUUCUAUCGAAGUACGCACGCCUUUGAGCGCUAUAACUAUGCUAUCUGACCCGAUGUGCGGGGUUCAUGGUUUAUGGGCCCCCUCUGAGAAUGAGCGACCGUUAAGUUUGAUAUUUCAAGCGGAGCUUCAAGGCUCUAUUAGGAGGUUUGCUCAAGGGUACACAAGAGCUUCGUGGAACUCGUCUAAGAAGCGAGCGCGCUAUGGUUGCCUUCAGAACAGCCCUCCUGGAUCAGAUAUCAUAGGUCUUACUAUCGAUGGUUCACUUCAGCACUUUGCGCUCUUGGGAGAAGAUGCCUGGAGAUUCCUCAGAUUCAUCCAAAACCUGGCCAUGGUGUCUCCAGCAAUCUGCCCGCAUACCUCGUCAGACCCAGCCGCGGAUGGGCCUGAUCCGGAGCCCAGAGCUAAUCCGAAGUUGAAUAUGCAAGUGGAUGGGGACAUCCUGCAAAGAUGCCUUGACAAGCGUGCAUUGGAAGAGCUAGUUUCAGAGCCACAGCAUAUACAACGAUUCCGAGAACUUCUUGAGCCCCUAGACGAGGACAACUGUUUAUCGCUACCUCAACCAGAUCCCAAUCGCAACACAGCAUACUAUGAACUGGGUUACUGUAUCUUGAAGUAUUAUCUAUCUCCUGUGCUUUGAUCUUGAUAUGAAUGCAAUUACGUUAAAGAGUUUUUAACUCGCAAGAAUCCGAUUUCAAAUACGUUACCUACGAAGUUGACAGGUAUCAAUGGGAAAUAACAACUUCCGAGAUUAGUGGUUGGCUAUCAUGUAGAAAAAGAAUGGUCCAGGUAGAUUUUACACUUUUG
Daldinia loculata is the source of this 4450-nucleotide messenger RNA. Its product is annotated as mono-functional DNA-alkylating methyl methanesulfonate N-term-domain-containing protein. Gene Ontology annotation, biological process: mRNA splicing, via spliceosome. Lineage: Eukaryota; Fungi; Ascomycota; Sordariomycetes; Xylariales; Hypoxylaceae. Gene Ontology annotation, cellular component: U2 snRNP; nucleus. Gene Ontology annotation, molecular function: U2 snRNA binding; protein binding. The record is from RefSeq and is a predicted model, not a curated record. The transcript is spliced from 5 exons. Bases 246 to 4283 code for a protein of 1345 amino acids.